Molecule: messenger RNA, 1090 nt
Organism: Amblyraja radiata (thorny skate)
Lineage: Eukaryota; Metazoa; Chordata; Chondrichthyes; Rajiformes; Rajidae
Product: zinc finger protein 135-like
Exons: 1
Biological process (GO): regulation of DNA-templated transcription
Molecular function (GO): RNA polymerase II cis-regulatory region sequence-specific DNA binding; DNA-binding transcription factor activity, RNA polymerase II-specific
Source: RefSeq, a predicted model, not a curated record
AAGCGUUAUGAAUGCGACGUCUGUGGCAAGGCCUGGCGGCUGCCGAGCAAGCUGGAGACCCACCGGCGGGUGCACACGGGAGAACGCCCCUUCGACUGCUCGGAGUGCGGCAAGAACUUCACCAGCUACGAUAACCUGCGGCACCACAACCGCGUGCACUCUGGCGAGAGGCCCUUCACCUGCUCUGACUGCGGCAAGAGCUUCAAGACGGCGAAUCACCUGAAGAUCCACCAGCGGGUGCACACGGGUGAAAAGCCCUAUGGCUGCUCCACCUGCGGAAAGAGCUUUGCCCAGUUAUCGGGGCUGCGGGAGCACCGGCGGGUGCACAGCAGUGAGCGGCCCUUCACCUGCUCAGACUGCGGCAAAGACUUCAAGUCGUCCACGGUCCUGAAGGUGCACCGGCGCGUGCACACCGGGGAGCGUCCCUACACCUGCAGCGACUGCGGCAAGGGCUUCAUCCGCUCGAGCUACCUGCUGGAGCACCAGCACAUCCACACCGGCGAGCGCCCCUACACCUGCACCCAGUGUGGCAAGGGCUUCACCAACUCCAGCAACCUGCUGGUGCACCAGCGCACCCACACCGGCGAGCGACCCUACACCUGCAGUGAAUGCGGCAAGGGCUUCACCCAGUCCAAUCACCUGCUGUCCCACCAGCACACCCACACCGGCGAUCGCCCCUACACUUGCACCCACACCAGCAAACGCCCCUACACCUCCGGCAAGAGGCCCUUCGGCUGCUCCGACUGCAGCAAAGGCUUCAAGACGGCGCAGGUCCUGAAGAUCCACCAGCGGGUGCACACGUGUGAGAAGCCCUAUGGCUGCUCCACCUGUGGCAAAAGCUUUGCCCAGAUGUCAGGACUAUGGCAGCACCGGCGGGUGCACAGCAAUGAGCGACCCUUUACCUGCUCCGACUGUGGCAAAGGGUUCAAGUCAUCAACGCACCUGAAGCAACACAGGCGGGUGCACGGCAGCGACCGUCCCUUCCCCAGCCCGGUGUGUGGAUAGCGCUUUCCCGUGGCCUCCCACACCCUGUCUCACCAGCGUGUGCACACCAGUGGCCAGGCCUACGACUGCCCGUACUGCAGUGAGG